GUUAGCGUAUGUUUCCUGCUUUAAGUUUUAUGUCCCUUAGCCUCUUGUGCAAUCGGCACGCUUUCCUUUUGUUUUAGUUCCUGACUUUUGUCCUGUGUAGGAUUUAUUAAUUAAUAAAUCAUGUUCCUACCUUCAAGUCCUGUCCGGAAUGGUCCGUUUGCUUCCUGGGAGAACAACUCUCGCAUGGGCGGCACUGUGGCAGAGCCUGCCUGCAGUUACCAGAACGUCUUGGACCACCUGAACCUGACCAGAAGCAACGAGCUGUACAUCAUGACGCGGCCGGUGAGGAACUACAAGCAACGCACCCAGGUGUCCCUGGAGGUUCUUCUCUACGCCAUCCUGGACGUGGUGGAGACGGAGCAGAAGUUCAUCCCCUACGUCCAGACCGCCACGAGGUGGCACAAUGAAUACAUUUCCUGGGAUCCCCAAGAGUUCUGCGGGAUAGAUAAUGUGUCUCUUCCCGCUGAGGUCCUGUGGAAGCCUGACCUCACCAUCGAGGAGAUGACGGAGAAGGACAAAGCCCCGCCCACUCCCUAUCUGACCAUCAGCGCUAAUGGCUUCGUGGAGGUUCAUUACGACCAAGUCCUGGUCUGCACCUGCAGGAUGCACAUCUACAAGUUUCCCUUCGACACGCAGCGAUGUAACCUCACCUUCAAGUCCGUCAUACACACGGCCAAAGACCUGCUCCUGAAGGCCAGCGACAACUCCAGCGAGGCCUCCGAGUCGUCGCGCGAGCUGAUGAGGACGCAGUACGAGUGGGUCUUCCUCAACAUGAACGUGACCGCCUACAACGCCAGCGCCGACGUCGACCAGGACAAGAUCGUCUACACGAUCACCAUGAGGAGAAAACCCAUCCUUUACAUCGUCAACUUUGUGUUGCCCGUCCUCUUCUUCCUGGGUCUGGACUUGGCCUCCUUCCUGAUCUCGGACAGGGCCGGUGAAAAGCUGAGCUUCAAGAUCACGGUGCUGUUGGCCGUCACCGUGCUGCAGCUCAUUCUCAACGAAAUCCUGCCGUCCUCCACCAACAGGAUCCCGCUCAUCGGCGUCUACUGCAUCGGGAUCUUUGCUCUGAUGCUGCUCAGCCUCUUGGAGACCAUCUGUGUGAUGCGUCUGAUGCAGAUAGACAACAAAAGCGACAACCACGCAGACGGGGAGGAAAGCGGCGUCUUUAGCAAACACGCUAACUUUUAUAACGGAGGUGUGCAGGACUGCGGAGGCAUCUACUCCAUGUCUGCCAGCGAGGCCCUGAACGCCACGUUACCCGGAGCCAGAGAGAGUCAGAGCGGCGUGCUGUGCCAGACGCUGGAGAAGCUGUCGGACGAGCUGAAGGCCAUGGAAAGAACGCUGAGGCUGCUGCACGGCGGCCAGAAAGAGGAGUUGGGAUACUGGAGCCGACUGGCCAGGAGGAUCAACAGGAUCUUCUUCAUCCUCUACGUGACUCUGGUCGUCCUCUUUUUAACGCUGCUCUUUACAAAAUGGACCAGUGACUGAGGAUGUUUGUACGCUGAGCUUCUUCACUAGCAGCAAAACAUAUAAAAUGUCUUAAAUAACACAAUUGUAUUAUUAACACUCAAACAACAUACACACAAACACAGUGCGGUACAUCAUGAAGCCUAAAGCAUGUACAAAAGCCAAAAGCAGUGAAGUUGUCACGUUGUGUAAAUGGUAAA
Molecule: messenger RNA, 1670 nt
Organism: Nerophis lumbriciformis (worm pipefish)
Lineage: Eukaryota; Metazoa; Chordata; Actinopteri; Syngnathiformes; Syngnathidae
Product: 5-hydroxytryptamine receptor 3A-like
Biological process (GO): monoatomic ion transmembrane transport
Cellular component (GO): membrane
Molecular function (GO): extracellular ligand-gated monoatomic ion channel activity; transmembrane signaling receptor activity
Source: RefSeq, a predicted model, not a curated record